AUGAACGCGGUACACAGCCAGCAGGCCUCGGCCCCUGCCCCUACAACCAUCUCGUCUAAGGAUCCCAAGGCGGCGGCCGCCGCCGCGAGCGACAUGAACAUCGUCCGCAGGAAGCUGACCGGAUACGUUGGUUUCGCGAACCUGCCAAACCAGUGGCAUCGCAAGAGUGUGCGCAAAGGGUUCAACUUCAAUGUUAUGGUUGUCGGUGAAUCUGGCCUCGGAAAGUCGACGCUCGUGAAUACCUUGUUCAACACGUCCCUCUACCCGCCCAAGGAGCGCAAGGCCCCGAGUCUCGAUAUCUCCAAGACUGUAGCCAUCCAGUCGAUCAGCGCAGACAUUGAGGAGAACGGUGUGCGUCUGAGGCUGACUGUUGUUGACACCCCUGGCUUCGGCGACUACAUCAACAAUGACGAGUCCUGGGACCCCAUUGUUAAGAACAUUGAGCAACGAUUUGACGCCUACCUUGACCAGGAGAACAAGGUGAACCGCAUGAACAUCGUGGACAACCGGAUCCACGCUGUUGUAUUCUUCAUCCAACCCACCGGCCACUCGCUGAAGCCUCUCGAUGUUGAGGUCAUGAAGAAGCUGCACACCAAGGUCAACUUAAUUCCGGUCAUCGCCAAGGCAGACACUUUGACUGACGAGGAGAUCGCGGCGUUCAAGGCUAGGAUUCUCGCGGACAUCCAGUACAACAAAAUCCACAUCUUCGAGGGCCCCCGCUACGAGCUCGAUGACGAGGAGACGAUCGCCGAGAACGCCGAAAUCAUGUCCAAGGUGCCCUUCGCCGUUGUUGGUGCCAAUGCUGAGGUUAGCACGGCCGAUGGUCGCAAGGUUCGUGGGCGUCGGUACCCUUGGGGUGUCAUAGAGGUCGAUAACGAGGAACACUGCGACUUCGUCAAGCUGCGCCAGAUGCUUAUCCGAACACACAUGGAAGAGCUCAAGGAGCACACCAACAACCAGCUGUACGAGAACUACCGUUCCGACAAGCUUACUUCUAUGGGUGUGCAGCAAGACUCCAGCGUGUUCAAGGAGAUCAACCCGGCGGUCAAGCAGGAGGAGGAGCGCUCGCUACACGAGGCCAAGCUCGCCAAGAUGGAGAUGGAAAUGAAGAUGGUCUUCCAGCAGAAGGUCGCGGAGAAGGAGAGCAAGCUACGACAAAGCGAAGAAGAGCUGUAUGCCCGACACCGGGAGAUGAAGGAGCAGCUAGAGCGGCAACGACAGGAGCUAGAAGAGAAGAAGACGCGCAUCGAGCAAGGACGACCCCUCGAGGAGAAGGGCAAGAGGAAGGGUUUCUCGCUCCGUUAA
Messenger RNA from Paraphaeosphaeria sporulosa, 1305 nucleotides. RefSeq names its product Septin. Gene Ontology annotation, molecular function: GTP binding; GTPase activity; molecular adaptor activity. Gene Ontology annotation, cellular component: cytosol; cell division site; septin complex. The transcript has 3 exons. Gene Ontology annotation, biological process: cytoskeleton-dependent cytokinesis. NCBI's taxonomy places the organism in Eukaryota, Fungi, Ascomycota, Dothideomycetes, Pleosporales, Didymosphaeriaceae. The record is from RefSeq and is a predicted model, not a curated record. Bases 1 to 1305 code for a protein of 434 amino acids.